CACCCCUUGAAAUGAUGUUCCAGUGUAGUGUUCCAAGAUGGCCGUCCCAGCGGGUUUACCGGUGGACCAAGAGCUGAAAAAAGCGUUCCAGGAGCUUCAGACUAAGAUGAUCAGCACCCAGCAGCAGCUGAAGGUUGCCGACGCUCAGAUCGAUGCUCAGCGGAGACUCCAGCAGCACGCAAAACUCACGGACCAGGAAAUAUCCAGUCUGCCUGAAGGAACUCGUGUGUACGAGGGUGUAGGUCGUAUGUUCAUCCUCCAGCCCAUCCCCACGGUCAGAGACAACCUCAAGACGAAGGUGGAGUCUUCCGACGACAAGAUUAAGAAGCUUCAGAGCAACAAGACAUACCUGGAGAGGAACGUCAAGGAGAGCCAGGAAAACAUCAGGGAGAUGAUCAUGCAGAAAAAAGCUGCCAGCUAACUAUGACACAGUUAAAAUCUAGUCAGAAAUAGAGCUGACAACAUAAAAUGUUGGUGUCCCAGUUUGCAUUUUGAUAAAGCAUAUGGUACUUUUUGUUUCUAAGCACAAGCAUUUUUCAACGUACAUGAAAGAUUUUCUCAAUUAACGUCAAGGGAAGACAUCAGGGAAAUGAUCAUUGCAAAAAGGCUGCCAGCUAACUGUUAAAUAUUAUAGAGCUGACAUGAUGGUGUCCCAGUUUGUGUUUUGAUAAAGCAUUCAGCACAAGCAUAUUUAGAUAUUUAAGAUCCUCAGAAAUAACGUCAAGGAGAAUACCAGGAAAAAGACCAUGCAGAAAAAGGCUGCCAGCUACGUGUGCAUCACCAUUGAACUUACUGUUAGCAUUUAGUCAUAAAUAGAUUAGAGUGACAUGUUGGUGUCCCAGUUUUCAUUUUGAUAAAGCAUACAGCACAAGCAUUUAGGACAUUU
Molecule: messenger RNA, 886 nt
Organism: Branchiostoma belcheri (Belcher's lancelet)
Lineage: Eukaryota; Metazoa; Chordata; Leptocardii; Amphioxiformes; Branchiostomatidae
Product: prefoldin subunit 1-like
Exons: 3
Coding region: 38-421 (127 amino acids)
Biological process (GO): protein folding
Cellular component (GO): prefoldin complex; cytoplasm
Molecular function (GO): protein folding chaperone
Source: RefSeq, a predicted model, not a curated record